GACCUCGGCGCUGGACGAAACAACCGGUCACUGAACAGAGCGAGAUUGCUUUUGUGCGGCGAGACGCGUAGCCUAUAGCUCAGCCAGACAAGGGACAUCGGACGCAGCUUCCACCCCGGGGAUGGCCUGGAUCAAGUUCGCUCCGUUAAAUAUCCCUCUGAACCGGCGCUUACAGACGGCCGCGGUAGUCCAGUGGGUCUUCUCGUUCCUGUUCCUCGCCCAGUGUGGGUUGGCGCUGUAUGUCUGGUUGGCACUGCACUGGUGGCAGGGAGCCGUGCUCUAUGCCAUCUGGCUCUACCUGGACUGGGAGACGCCACAAACGGGCGGGCGGCGGUCGCCAUGGAUACGCAGCUGGCCCAUCUGGAGACACUUCCGAGACUACUUCCCCAUACAGUUGAUAAAGACGUGCGAUCUGGAGCCAGACACACACUAUCUGUUUGGGUUUCAUCCCCACGGUAUCCUGGUGGCCGGAGCAUUCGGGAAUUUCUGCACAGAGUACACAGGCUUCCGGAAGCUGUUCCCGGGAAUGACCCCCUACCUGCACGUGCUGCCCGUGUGGUUCCGCUUCCCCUUCUUCAGGGAGUACCUCAUGUCCUCAGGUGUAGUGUCAUGUUCUAAAAAAAGCCUGAUGCACGUGUUGAGUCAGAAAGGGGGCGGGAACGUGUCAAUCAUUGUGAUUGGCGGCGCAGCGGAAUCUUUGGAGGCGCGGCCAGGAAGCCUGAUUCUGGAGACGCUCAACAGGAAAGGGUUCAUCCGCAUUGCGCUCAAGUGUGGGGCUCACCUGGUUCCGGUGUUCUCGUUUGGGGAGAACGAGCUGUUUGAGCAGCUGCAGAACCCUCCCGGUUCCCUGGUGCGGCGGUUCCAGGAGGGACUCAGGAAGACUGUGGGCUUCAGCCUGCCGCUGUUCCACGGGAGAGGAGUCUUCCAGUACUCCUACGGAAUCAUACCGUACAGGAGAGCCAUCUACACCGUAGUGGGCAGGCCUAUCCCGGUGCAGAUGAGUGUGUGUGCGUCGGCUGAGGAGGUGGACCAGCUGCACGCUCGCUACCUGGAGGCUCUGAGCCAGCUGUUCGAGGAGCACAAGGGCCAGCAUGGCAUCCAGCAACACAGACACCUGCUCUUCACCUGACACACACACACACACACACACACACACACACACACACACACACACACACACACACACACACACAAUAGAGCCAGUACGGCAUCCAGCAACACAGACACCUGCUCUUCACCUGACACACACACACACACACACACACACACACACACACACACACACACACACACACACACACACACACACACACACACACACACACACACACAAUAGAGCCAGUACGGCAUCCAGCAACACAGACACCUGGUCUUCACCUGACACACACACACACACACACACACACACACACACACACACACACACACACACACACACACACACACACCACCCGGUACAGCAUCCAGCAACACAGAAAUCUCGGUCACACUCACUCACCACCCACACUCUCACACACACACUCUCUCUCUCUCUCUCUCUCACACACACACACACCUCACCCACCUACCCACACACACACACAUGCACACGUGCGAACACGUGCACACAGAAACACACACUCACAUAAACACAUGUAUCACAAAGUGAUUCCCACUGAAUUGUUGAGUGCUGUGUUGAUAUCCUAAUGUCAUAAACAAAUAAACCAAUAUUUUCUUAACCAUAACAAA
Sardina pilchardus (European sardine) is the source of this 1728-nucleotide messenger RNA. RefSeq names its product 2-acylglycerol O-acyltransferase 1-like. Gene Ontology annotation, molecular function: diacylglycerol O-acyltransferase activity. The record is from RefSeq and is a predicted model, not a curated record. The transcript has 6 exons. The coding region runs from base 122 to 1129 and encodes 335 amino acids. NCBI's taxonomy places the organism in Eukaryota, Metazoa, Chordata, Actinopteri, Clupeiformes, Clupeidae. Gene Ontology annotation, biological process: triglyceride biosynthetic process. Gene Ontology annotation, cellular component: endoplasmic reticulum membrane.